This is a messenger RNA of Dama dama (fallow deer), 5903 nucleotides long. It is a transcript of the gene ZDHHC15, whose product is annotated as zinc finger DHHC-type palmitoyltransferase 15. The transcript has 12 exons. The record is from RefSeq and is a predicted model, not a curated record. NCBI's taxonomy places the organism in Eukaryota, Metazoa, Chordata, Mammalia, Artiodactyla, Cervidae. Gene Ontology annotation, molecular function: protein-cysteine S-palmitoyltransferase activity. Bases 402 to 1415 code for a protein of 337 amino acids. Gene Ontology annotation, cellular component: endoplasmic reticulum; Golgi apparatus. Gene Ontology annotation, biological process: synaptic vesicle maturation; peptidyl-L-cysteine S-palmitoylation; protein targeting to membrane.
GAGGGGGACGCAGUGCAGUAAGAGCAGAUGGGCGGACCUAAAUUUCUUCUGCUUAAGAGUUUUGCAGAGGUCUAGCCCUGCAUCAAGUGCUGUGGCAAGGGGUGGGAGAGGAGGAAAGAGGAGGGAUUGCACUCUCCACUCCCUCUGAGCGUGCCCAGCCUCGCCAGCCUGACGGAUCAUCUUCCGCUCCAACACCGCCUGUUCCUCCUCGCCGUGACUCAUGCCUAUUGUGUGUGGUGCACUCUGGCCUGCAGCCCCACAGGUGGUAUCGACUAGGGGAGACUGUUCCCGCCAGGCUAGGCAGUGGAGCGCCGCACAGCGCGUCUUCCCGCCUCUCAGCCGCUGCCCAGCAAUUCCGACCCAGCGCCAGCAGGCCUGCUCGGUCGAUCUUCGAGCCUAAGAUGCGGCGGGGCUGGAAGAUGGCUCUGUCCGGGGGGCUACGGUGCUGCCGCCGUGUACUUUCCUGGGUGCCAGUGCUCGUUAUCGUCCUCGUCGUGCUCUGGUCCUACUAUGCCUACGUCUUUGAACUCUGCCUGGUGACUAUUUUGAGCCCAGCAGAAAAAGUUAUCUACCUCAUAUUCUACCAUGCCAUCUUUGUGUUCUUUACCUGGACCUACUGGAAGUCUAUUUUUACACUCCCACAACAGCCAAACCAGAAGUUCCACUUGUCCUAUACAGACAAGGAGCGCUAUGAAAAUGAAGAGAGACCUGAGGUCCAGAAGCAGAUGCUUGUUGAUAUGGCCAAGAAGCUACCAGUUUACACAAGAACUGGGAGUGGAGCUGUAAGAUUCUGUGACCGGUGCCAUUUGAUCAAGCCAGAUCGCUGCCACCACUGUUCUGUCUGUGCCAUGUGUGUUUUAAAAAUGGACCAUCAUUGCCCAUGGGUUAAUAACUGCAUUGGAUUUUCCAACUAUAAAUUCUUCCUUCAAUUCUUAGCUUAUUCUGUGCUCUAUUGCCUGUACAUUGCUACAACGGUCUUCAGCUAUUUCAUCAAAUACUGGAGAGGGGAAUUGCCUGGUGUUCGCUCUAAGUUCCAUGUCCUUUUUCUCCUCUUUGUGGCCUGCAUGUUUUUUGUCAGCCUUGUGAUUCUCUUUGGUUACCAUUGUUGGCUUGUCAGCAGAAACAAAACUACCUUAGAGGCCUUCUGUACUCCAGUGUUUAUGAGUGGCCCAGAGAAAAAUGGGUUCAACCUUGGCUUCAUCAAAAAUAUCCAGCAAGUGUUUGGCGAUAACAAGAAGUUCUGGUUAAUACCUAUUGGGUCUAGCCCUGGUGAUGGACACUCCUUCCCUAUGAGGUCUAUGAAUGAAUCACAGAACCCAUUGCUAGCAAAUGAAGAGCCCUGGGAAGAAAAUGAGGAUGACAACCGAGAUUAUCCAGAAGGAUCAUCAUCUCUUGCCGUGGAAACAGAAACAUAGCAGCUUUUACAUCUCCUGCAUCUCUCAAACAGGACCUUCCAUCUCCAAUGAAGUUUACAGAGUUCAGUGUUGGAAACCAUUCUGAUCUUCAAAAUAAGUCACCACGGCAGAUUGAAACUUCUCAAUUUGAAAGCAUCCCAUCAAAUACUUGCUGUACAGAUAGAUGUUUCAGAACUUAUAAGUUAUUUAAUUUAGUAGCUGAACUCAUCAAUCUGGUAGCAAUUAAUUCAAGACAGUCUUCCUCUACUUCUUCCUGCAUUUCCUCUCCUCCCCUCAGUGAAAGCCUAAAUGUAUGUAUUUAUCUUUCCAGAGGCUCUUUUCAUUCCUCUUGUCAGGUAAAGGGGAACUCAAAAGACUCCCUUGGAGUCUUUAACUCUCCUAGAAAGACCGCUAAUCAUAUCUAUAGGUCUUUGUUUUGUUGAGGGGAAUCAGACAAGUUUGAUGCUUGUGCACAUAUGCAUUUAUAAGCAUACAUGUGCAACAAUUUAUACAAAAUUCUGCUGCUGUGUUGUGAAAAUUGAGGUUUAAAAUAAUCUGAAGCUUUUCAUUCAAUCAUAUCUUUUUCCUAAAUAGCAAUCUAAAUAUUUGCUGACCUGUGAACACCUUUUCCUAUAUCAAGUACCUAAAAUUUAAGAGGGUGAUUCAACACUGUGAUCAAGGUCUGUGAAUUGGGAAUUGAACAAUGUAAAACCUGAUCUCUGUCAUAGAUGUGUGGUGUUCCUGAAAGCGCCACAGCUAAUAGAGAUCAGAUCAGAUUUCCAUGUUAUUUAACAUAAUGAUUAGAGUUUUAAAGACUUUUAAUGCCAGAGUGUGGGAAAAUUCUCCAAUAACUUUUAUUCUUUUCUUUGCUACCUAGCUUUAUUUUAACCUUCACGAAUUACUCUUAUGAUGAAAGAAAAACUAUAAGCUCAAGUUAUGGACCAUUGGUUUUGUUAAGGGGUUUAAGGAUGAUUUUCAGGUUUAAUUACAAUACUGUUAACAAGGGCAAAAUUUCAUAUUUGAAAUUAGCUUAAGGAUUAGCACUGAAGAUUUUCUUUUUCACAACAGGAAUUAGUGCACAAAUAGAGAAAAAUCCACUAGUAAUAUAUCCUUUCUCUUUUUUCUUUCCUUCUUUUUUUUUGUUUAGUUUCAAUAGUAGUGCAGCCAUUAAGAUAGUUUACAGCCAUUUCCCAGUUUAUUUAUAACAAGCCUUUCUUUUAGUUCUAGUUCCUGAAUCAAUAAGUAUGGACAGUAACGCUGCUUCUCUAUCAUAAUAAUAAUAUCUAAGAGUAUUGACGGUUUUCAUUUCUCAGUCAGUGCCAUAGUGCACAGCUGCUAACAAUAGAAGUUCCAACUCUUACAGAGAUCAGUAAGUUAGAAGCACAGUACUGAUAACAAGUUGUUGAAAUCCUAGAGGGGUUAGGUUUGCUAAAGUAUUCUCUGAAACCUUUUUGAGUAAAAAAGAGUUGCCUGCCACAAACAAUUCAGUGUUCAGGCUCCAGUGGAGCUGUGAAUGUGCACAGUCCAGCUACUUAAAGCAAUGAAAAACCCAUUCAUUUGAAUUCUCUAGGUAAUUCUGGUCAAAAGACUUUCAGCAUUAAUUAAAUGGAUUGUGGCCAUCAUUUCACCUGAGAGAAUACUAUACAUGACUAAAUCUAUUAGUGACAGGGACUGUUAUUCAAACUCCAAUGGCAAGAACCAGCCUAGAAGACUCUACACACUGAGUUUCAUGAUAAAAUCAUAUAUGUUCAGAUGAGAUUUUCCCCCUUCCUCUUUCCCUUCAAAACACUCUCUUGUUUGGGUGUAUCUUGAAAACUUAUUGAUCAUCCACAUGAUAUUGUGUUUGACAAGCCUUGCCUUAUAUUCAUGUAGAAAUGCACCUUUCCUAAAAGUAGGACUGUUGCUUACUCCAAAGCCAGUAGGCCUCAAAGCAAUCUAUCCAGUCCAUCAUCUUCUGCCAAGAGUUUAGGCAGAACAGCUGCUAACUGAUUCAAAGCCAGGAAGGAAUCAAUAACUUAUUUAAUGAAUAGAGUGUAUCAGCACUCAUAGAAAUCAGGUCAUAAAAGACAAUGUCAGGGAACUAUGAGAAAGCACUGGAAGGGUAAAGCUCAGGAAAACUGUAAUGCAAAGAUGAUUGUUUAAUGUCUUACAGACUUACACUGUCUUCGAAAGGCCAAAUAAAGCAGGGUUUUACCUGGGGACUUAGGGAAAUAAAGAAACCCUAUUCCUAUCUCUGAACCUUUGUUCCAUUAGUUUAUAGACUCUGAUACUGUCUUCAUUAUAGGUCAUUGUGUAUUGAUUUCUGUACCUAAACACCCCCCCCACAGUUGGUUGAUUAUUUAUAAAGAAAACAGAGGGGUUUGUUUGAUAAUUAGCAUACCCUGAUCUGGCUCCUUUGCUUGCCUUUCCUUGGGGCAAUUUCCAAUAACCUCUGUGGGAAUCUCAUCCCCCAGUCUUUAGUAGCCAUCUUCCCCAUUUUCAAAACAAAGAUGCUCAUUGUUAGGCAUACAGGUGAAAGGUGCUAUGUAAUUCCCCAGUGCUCUUAUAUAUCUUUCAUUGCAGGGGUAGAAUUAAAUGUUUAACCAGAACAGUAUUUCUAAACAAAUCAGUGUGCUUGAUUCUUUCUUCCUUACUCUCAUUGAUGAUUUGUUCUUGCAGAGCUUAGAGUACUUUAUUAAUGUUAUUCUAUUCAUUCUAACAAUGUCCUUGGAAAGAGGCAGAAUAGAAAUUAUUUUCCUCGUGGUACAAACCUGAAAAAUUAAGGGCAAAAGAAAUGAAGCACCCUCCAAAACACAUAGCUGUCUGGGACAGAACUCACAGUUGCCAUGUCCAGUGCACUGUUAAAGUGACUUGGCUUCCCAGUACUGGAAUAAACAUGGAGCAGCUUAGAACAUUGAGAGCAACUAGGGCAGGACCACAUUUCUGAAGAGUCUUUUCCCAAAAUCUAAAAGUAUGCAGUUUGUACAAUUCUUAUUUUCUAUAUGAUAUAAAUGUAUUUUGUGCCUCUUUCCCCUUCUGGCACCAUAUGACACAUUUAUUUCACACUAUGUGGCAUCAGCCCAGGUCAUUUUGCCCUCUUGCACCCAUAGAGCCAAUUUUCAGGCCCGUCUUUUCCAGAGAGAAGAAAGUGCUAUGUGCUUCCUCAUGUUUAUGCCAAAUUACACAAAGUGUAGAUAUUGAGAUUAAUGAAGAUUUAAGCAUAAUCCAAGUAAGUAUAAGAAUAUUGACUAUACAUUAUUUAAAUGUGCAUCUGGAAUUUAAUGUGGCCCAAAUUCAUAAGAAUUAAUAAGUCAUGCAAAGCCUAUCCCUUUCACAUAUCAUCAUAUACAUAUAUAUCUAUACAUAUUUACACACUCGCAGUGCCCCCAAAGCAGGCUGCCUGGUCAUUAGGAGCAGAUUCUUUAAAGGAAUGAGUCUCUGUCCUCUUCCUUUACAAAAAAGUCCAAUAGUCACAGCAAGUGAAGAAUAUUCCAUUCAUACAUUCUAGAACUUCUGCUCCUGGAGUAAUUAAGGUACUCAGUUGGCACCAAAGACCUGUUCUUUGCCUCUAUAAAUCACCAAAGGCACAUGACAAGAUUGUUAGACCUUUCCACAAGUCUCAUGUUCUUAGAAAAUUCAUGAGUUCCAUCCAAUCAGUAGAAAAUUGUUUAUGAGGUAUAGUACAUCUGCAUUUUUUUAACCAAAGCUGUAAUGUACCAUAUUAAAUUGUAGUCUUUUGCAUGCAGGUAUUAUGUAAUAUAAUAAUGAACGGAUGGCUCCUAAUAGCAUGCAACCCAUGACUGUUUACUUCCCUAGAAGGGCUAGGGCUGUGUACCACACAGUGUCCAAAACUAUUAAAUGCAUUCUUUGUAACAGCCUGAUAUACGAGCCAUCAGCAGAUUGAGUUAGACAUGAAUGUAAUGUAUUAGGAAAUAGAUUCUUAGUAGGGUAUGGUGUUAAAGGGAAAAAAAAACAGUAAGAUAAGAUGCAUUUAAGAAAUAAUGACUGUCAUCCUGCUGGCUAAACCAACAAAGGGACACAACAGGAAAGCUGGUCCUGGGUAUUGGUGAUAUAUGAAAUGGAUUGGACAGCCAGAAAAAGAAAAGCACUGGAGACUUCAGCAGUUAAGCUCAAGUUGCCAAUUUGCUACAAAUCCUUUUUUCCACCAAUCUGCUCUAAGUAAUUAUAUAUAAUCUUUAAACUAUGUGUCUUGCUAUAGAAAUACCCACAAAUACUGACCAGCUUUAUCUUCCUAAGUCCUUUAUUAAAAGCAUAUACAUAAAAUUAUCACUUCUUUUGUAUAUUAUGGUGUUGUUAAAGUGGCGGUAAAACUGAAAAUUUCAGACCACUUUGAUGUACUUCUCAUUUCAUGAAUGUAAUAGUAGAGUUUAUUCACUCCCAAGUUGAUUGGUAUGUGUGUGUCAACUUAAAAAAAUGCACAAUGUGAGAGUCAUGAGUUAAGUUUUAUUUGGGGUAAAAUGAGGAUUGCAUCCCAGGAGACAGUACCUCAGAUAGCUCUGAGAAACUGCC